This is a messenger RNA of Archocentrus centrarchus (flier cichlid), 2592 nucleotides long. It is a transcript of the gene optn, whose product is annotated as optineurin. Gene Ontology annotation, biological process: protein localization to Golgi apparatus; Golgi ribbon formation; regulation of canonical NF-kappaB signal transduction. The record is from RefSeq and is a predicted model, not a curated record. Gene Ontology annotation, cellular component: nucleus; Golgi apparatus; cytoplasm. Bases 147 to 1733 code for a protein of 528 amino acids. The transcript has 13 exons. Gene Ontology annotation, molecular function: K63-linked polyubiquitin modification-dependent protein binding. Lineage: Eukaryota; Metazoa; Chordata; Actinopteri; Cichliformes; Cichlidae.
UGCUCUGUCCCGAGCGUCGCUCGCCGCUGCUGCUAACCAGAAGCGCAGUACGGACACAUACAGCUACCUUUGCGAUACUGCCUGGGUAUUUUCAGAGCGAGCGGGCAGGCUGUGUUUAGUUCCUGAGCUGACAGCAGCUUAGCAUCAUGGCAUCUGGAGACCCUGUGAUGAACGGCGACAUCACUCGCCUUCCCCAUCAGCCGGGCACACUGGAGGAAACCCUGCAGCAGAUGAACAUCCUCAUUCAGGAGAACAGAGACCUGAAAGAGGCUCUGCGUCAGACUAACCUGACGAUGAAAGAGCGUUUCGAAGGUUUAGCUGCAUGGCGGGAGAAGCAGAAGCAAGAUCGGGACUUCCUGGAGAACCGGCUGGAGGAGGCCCGUGGCGGCAUAGAAGCACUUACCCUCCAAAACCAGGAGCUGAACAUGAGGCUGGAGGAGGCCGGGAGGACAGCGGGAGGUGUGGGAGGAUUGCAGUGUGCAGAGCUGGAGGCCAUGCGUGCUCAGGUUGCUCGUCUGCAGGCAGAGAAGAAUGACCUGGUGGCCUUGAACUCCGAACUGCAGCUGAAGGCAGAGCAGGACUCCCAGGAUGAUUCAUUUAUUGAGAUCAUCAAGGUGUCGGAUGGAGGUGUCGAUGGUGUGAACGAAGCGUGCGGUGUGGAGCACAGCAAACGCCUGGACGUGAGCAUGACGGCGUCACGGGUGGACAACAAGGAGGCGACGGUUAGCCAGCUGCUGCAGUCCCUGAGGAACGAGGUGGAGAAAAGCGACAAGCUGCAAGGCGAGCUGCAGGCCUGCGCUGCCAGAAUUCAAGAGCUAGAAGAAAGAAAGUCUAGUGUAGAGGAAUUCACACAGACAGCUGAGUCUGAGACCAAGGAGGAUUCUGGGAAAGAAGAUAAGGCAGCCUCUGAGGUGGAGAAUCUGAAGGCUCAGAUGAUGACGCUGUUCAAAGAGCUGCAGCAGGCUCAGAGCAAGCUGGAUGAAGCAGAAGGCAUGAAGAAGAACCUGCAGGACAGAUGUCGGGAGGUGGAGCAGGACGUGGUGACUCUAAAGACUCAGCUGGUGGAGAAACAGGCCGUUCAGGCGGAGAAUGACCGACUGAAGCUGCAGCUGAGCAGCAUGCAGGCCCAGAGCCUGCUGGAUCAGAGGAAGGCUGGAGAGGAGAGGAACAACCUGGCACAGCUGAAGGAUGCCUACACCAAGCUGUUUGAGGACUACAAUGAGUUCAAAGAGGAGAAACAGAAAAAAGGGUCUCAGCUGGUGGAGGAGCUGCAGGAACAGCUGACUGCAGCUGAAGAAGCCCUGGCUAUUAAACAGAAGAAGAUUGAUGAAAUGAAGCAGGAGAUGUUCCAAAAGGAGAAGGAGCUGGAGACCAUAUCUGUUUUCCAGGCUCAGGCAGAGAUCUACUCUUCAGACUUCCACGCAGAAAGAGCAGCACGGGAGAAACUCCACGAAGAAAAGGAGCGUCUGGCUGCUCAGCUGGAGUAUGUGAAGAAGCAGAACACCCAGCUGCAGGAGGAGAUGGACUCACUGGGCAGGCGCUCGCUGAACGAGAUGCAGAGGAGACAUAUGUCACAAGGUGGAAAUCCACACGGAGCUGGUCCCACUUUGGUUGGAAGAGGUGCUGACUGGCAGCAUCAGGGGAAUAUUCCCGAACACGCCUGUCCCAAGUGUAAUGAGAUCCUUCCAGACCUGGACUCCCUGCAGAUCCACAUCAUGGACUGCAUCAACUAGACCUGCAUCACAGCAUAUAAGCAUUCACAACAACAACAACAAUGGCUGCAUUAUCGUGUAAUCUGAGUCUUCCUGUGCUUUGACUUGUACCUCUUCUGCGACAUCACUCCAAGAGAUCCCAUACAGGAUCAGUAACAUUUAUUCCAGGGUGAGAACACUUUGUUUUUGGAAGAAGUCAAAGUGUGGAGUUUUGGAAGUGCAUGUGAAACAAGUAUGUCAUCUUUACUCUGUUGUACACCUGAAAAUUUCUCACAAACACUCAAAACGGGAUAGAAAACAUUCUACAGAACACCUCCUCUUGUAGGUUUGGGCCUCAUGUUGUCUGUCAUAUAGUUUUGUUUUUUUGUAGCAGUGAUUUCUGAAACAAGCUGAAGUUCUUCAAGAGCAAAACAAGUCCAGAUCAGCAAAACAGAAACUGCAUAAACCUGUUGGUAAAAUUUUAUUUCAGCACUGACUGCCGCUCAUAAAUACAUUAGUAAAUCAACCAAAGUUGAGCCUUUAAAAGCUGCAUCUGUUUAUGAGUAUUUGGUUCUGAAGGCUUUCUAUAUUUUUGAAGGAUUCCUUUUCAAAUUAAAAUAAAAUUGCUUCUAUAUUUUUCCUCACUAAGGAUAUUUUUGGUCAUAAUUGGGUGUUUGGUGUUGGUGGUAAAAUGAGCAUUCACCGUGUAGGCACUUUAUGAAGAUAUAUAUUUUAUUUUGACUUUGCAAAUGAUAUGUGAUAAUUCGAAUAUAUUUAACCAAACAUAUAUUUAACGUGAUGAUCCUUUUGUCACUAAAGUGCAGGCAGAUGCUGAAAUCUGUAGCCUGUAAAGACUUUGAUUCAAGUUCUGUGGAAGAAAAUAAAAGCAUUUGCAAAUGUG